AUGGCAGAUACCUCGGCCCAAUUACCCCAAGCUUCGGCGGGUACGCCGUCAGGAACGACACGACGCCGACGGACGAUGGUGGAGGUACAGAUAACGAACCAUGCAAAUGGAAAUGGACAUGCGAAAGGAGAUUCCACUUCGAAGAGCUAUGUGACAAAAUCAGACCGAAAACGCCCCCUCCUCCGCCGCCUCAAAAAACGCGCCAUCAAACACACCUGGCUAAGCCCACUCAUCCUCCUCCUCGCAAUCCUCUCCCUCUACGCCAUCAACCCGACCGAAUCAAAUUUCCUGCAUCGAUUCAUCUUUCUCUCCUACGCAUAUCCGUCCACCCCCAAUGGCGACGCCCAACAUCACGAAAUCCAAGUUCUCUACGGAAAAGGAAAAUGGGACCUCGCCUUUGUAACCUUCUACACAACCCUCCUCACAUUCACGCGCGAAUUCAUAAUGCAAGAACUCCUCGCCCCCUUCGCGAAAUCGCGCUUCGCGGCAAUCCCGAAGACAAAACAGCUCCGCUGCAUGGAACAGAUGUACACGGCGCUGUACUUUGCCUUCGCCGGUCCGGCGGGGUUAUAUGUUAUGCGGCAAACGAGUGUUUGGUAUUUUCGCACUGCGGGCAUGUACGAGGAAUUCCCGCAUAAACUCCUACCGGGUGUCGAGAAGUUUUAUUAUCUUUUCGAGGCGGCGUAUUGGGCUCAGCAGGCGCUUGUUAUGAUACUUGGGCUUGAGAAGCCGAGGAAGGAUUUUAGGGAACUGGUGUUGCAUCAUAUUGUUACGCUGGCGCUUGUGGGGUUGAGUUAUUGGUUUCAUUUUACCAGGAUCGGGGUGGCGGUUUAUCUUACGCAUGAUAUUAGUGAUUUUUUUCUGGCUGUCUCAAAAACAUUCCACUACCUCAAUUCCGACUGGAUUAUCCCAUUCUAUGCAUCUAGCGUGGUAUCGUGGAUUUACCUGCGGCAUUAUCUCAAUCUCCAUAUCCUCUUCUCGGUCCUGACGGAGUUUAGGACGAUCGGGCCUUAUGAGCUGAAUUGGGAGACGGAGCAGUAUAAGUGUUGGAUUUCGAAUGUUAUUACCUUUAUCCUUCUGGCGAUGUUGCAGGCGUUGAAUCUUUUUUGGCUGUACUGCCUCCUACGCAGUGCGUGGAAAUUUGUUGUUUAUGGGGUUAGGAAGGAUGAUCGGUCCGAGGAUGAGGAGGAGGAUGGGGAGGGGAAAGAGUUAUUUCCC
Molecule: messenger RNA, 1218 nt
Organism: Penicillium argentinense
Lineage: Eukaryota; Fungi; Ascomycota; Eurotiomycetes; Eurotiales; Aspergillaceae
Exons: 2
Biological process (GO): ceramide biosynthetic process
Cellular component (GO): membrane
Molecular function (GO): sphingosine N-acyltransferase activity
Source: RefSeq, a predicted model, not a curated record